Messenger RNA from Triplophysa rosa, 755 nucleotides. RefSeq lists its product as uncharacterized. The transcript is spliced from 5 exons. Bases 1 to 669 code for a protein of 222 amino acids. NCBI's taxonomy places the organism in Eukaryota, Metazoa, Chordata, Actinopteri, Cypriniformes, Nemacheilidae. The record is from RefSeq and is a predicted model, not a curated record.
AUGACUGCUGUCAAAACAACCAAGAGCAAUACAACAGGUACAGCUUUGAAAACUACAGCUAAAACAACAACAAGGAGUACUUCAACCACCAAAGCAAAACAUCUGACAACCACACCUGUAACAAAAACAACGACCUCAGCACCUCUGAAUCCACCCACAGCAAAAGAGGGAUUUAUUUUUGUAACGUUUCGAAUAAUGCGGAUAUUCAUUCAAGAUUAUUAUGAUAAAACAUCAUCUGCUUACAAAAUACUGGAAAGAAAUAUAACAACUGAGCUUAAUCGAGGCUACAAAAAUAAAUACCCACAAACGUUUCUGAGAUGCAUCAUCAUCAGUGUUUGGCCUGGCUCUGUAGGCUUAACAACUCAGCUGAUUUUCCAAAACCAGAGCGUUGUACCCAACAUAACAAAUGUAAAGGAGUCCUUGAGUGACACUGUAAAUGCAUCCAUUGUCUAUUUAGACAUUAUCCCAUCCAGUAUUGUUGCUUAUCAUCAAAGUCUCGUCACAACCACCAUUGCUCCAAAAAUCACAACACCACUGACAAGCAGCCAACCUUCGACAAGGGUUACAUCUGGCAGCGCAAUGGCAAGGAGCAGACCAACUGAUGUGGUCAUUUUUCUUCUACCUAUCACCCUCAUCAAUUUCUUUUUGCUAGAACUAAAAGUGUUGUGAUUCUAUCCGCGCUAAUAUAAUUGAUCAUAAUAUUUAUUGUAUAAUGUUAAUAUUAAAUUGUUUAUAUAUUACCCUUAAUAUAUUAA